Messenger RNA from Actinia tenebrosa (Australian red waratah sea anemone), 7663 nucleotides. RefSeq lists its product as uncharacterized. NCBI's taxonomy places the organism in Eukaryota, Metazoa, Cnidaria, Anthozoa, Actiniaria, Actiniidae. The record is from RefSeq and is a predicted model, not a curated record.
GGCUCACGUUAAAAACAAGUAUUUUAAAGGCUAGGGGAAAACAAAAGAAAACGUCACUUAAGGACUUAAAUGUAAUGGCAACUGCAGUCACAACAACAGAUGAACGCCAACAUAACCUAACGACCCAAUCAAUCCAGGAUGCGAUACAGGAUCUUGUCAACAGUUGUGGGAUACAUGAUCCCGAUGGUCAAGUUCCAACUACAAACCGAUAUUCUGAGCUGCAGCAAGCCUGUGAGGAGCUUCGUGAGAAGUUACCUUUCCAUUCAGAAGAAGGAAGACAUUUGGUGAUUGUAGAACUGACCAAAUUUAAUGGAAAUUAUGUAGUGAAGAUCGUUCGUAGAGGAUUAUGCAGCCUAAGUAAGGUGUACUCCAGUGAUACCAAAACGUUUGAGAAUGAGGCAACAGAACUCGUUAAACUUUGCUGCUUGCAGUAUGCUAUGCAAACUAGUUCUGAAGGUGGACAUCAAGUAGCAAGUCCUGCCAUCGUCAUAGAUUGGACAAUUGAGCUAUGUGACGAAUUAAUGAAGCCGUCAAGCGAUAGCUUGUUUCACGACGAUCAAGAUACCAGAUCCAUCAGUGGUGCAUUUUUAGUAAAGUCUUUGGCAAAAUUGUCGGAAGUAUACAAAUCAAUUAUAUCCGGAAGAAUGAAAAUUUUGGAGGGGUCAGGCCGUGUUGACAAAAAAGCUAUGGAUCCUUUCAAAUCCUUGUUUGACGCCGUCAAACCAAGAAUCAAGUUUAAGGGAUUUGUAAACCUCAUAGAACAAACAGCAGCAAUAGUGAAGACGGAGGAAAAUCUCAACUUUUUAAAUUUAAGCAGCACUGGUGGUCCUAAGAUUGCAUUAAUACUUGAGCUCUGGAUAUCAUUAUUGAAGAUUCCCUUCGUCACAAAUUGGUUAGCUUUUACAACAGCAAAACACGAUUUCCUUGUACACGAUGGUGGAUAUGCUCAGAGCUUGCCCUUUAGCGACAUAAAAACUUAUGGUGAGUCCCUUAUUGUUCAAGUUGCUGGAGCCUUCAAUUUUCUUACAAGUUCUAACAAACAGUAUCAGUUAUCUUGUGAUAAAACAAAACUUCAAGUUUUUUUCGAUAAUUCGGAAGCUCUGUUGCGCCACACCAUACCUUGUUUACAGCUAAUGCAAGCAGACGUAGAAACAAGUGUUCUCAAAGAGAUACUCUUCCUACUGCAAUUCAAGCUAAACAGAGACUUACUGCCUAGAAUCACUGAUUCAGACAAGAAGCAAUGUCAGCCAUUAUUGGAUGCAUUGGACAAAAUCAUACUAUCACCUGAUCAUUUACAUUUACAAGCUAUAAUGGAGGCAGUGGAUGCAAAGCAGGUUUACGAAAUGAAAACCUUGAAUCAAAUCAUCAGUAGCAGUCGACCUCACCAAACAGCAAGCUUUAAUGCAAUUACUCUAGCACUGUUAGCCCUUCCAGAAAAGCAAAAAGUGUUGACGAUUCUUCAAAUAUGGAAGCAUACCUUUCCUGAUGAUAUAUCUUACCUUAUUUUGUCAGAGUUAUUUGUGCUUGUUGUAGCAAUUAUCCAGACAAAGAAAGAGAGCGUAUCUAGUGACGUGGAGAAGUUUAUCGCCUUUCUAAGGCAACUACCCCCAGAUCUUUUCUCGGCCUUGAGAAUCUGGCGGCCUUUAUUUGAGCAUCUUUUGGUUCUGCUACCCCAUUCAUGUUAUGGUCCAGAAGUAGUAAACCUCAUCAGAAUGUUUGUAGAUUUACAUUUGAGAAAUACACCGACUGGUUGCGGCCAGUACGAUAGUGCAUUUGCUCAAAAAGUGCUCAUAUUUCAGAAUUUCCUCUUUGGGGAGCCAAUGAAACAAGAUUCAAAAUCCGAGGAAGUAAAGAUCAAAGCCCUUCAACUGGCACUAGAGUUAUUUGAAGAAGUACCACUUCCAGAAGAAUAUSRWUUUGUUUUGAAUGUGAUCCUUUCKGUUGCAUCAGACAUGSAAAYAAAUGCCAUCAAGACCUUYACUCGGAGCCUUCUCAAGGCUGCUAGAGUACACAUUACAAGGAUACAAUAUCCGGAAAUCUGGGAAGUGAUUUCAUUGAUUGAUCAGUCCCGUACUAUCCGACGUAAGAGUGAAGUUUAUAACAGUUACUUAGAAGUUUUGCAAGAAGCUAGAGCUGAUGAUGAUGACAUGCCCACAGUCAAUAUUUGCAGCGAUUUUCUAAAGUCGUCUGAUUCUAUCAAUAGCGACAACACAAAGGUAUUCUUCGCUCUCGCAGCAAAGGGAAGAAUCGCCACCUGCAAAUUUGUCUUGGAAUGCCUGAUUUUUUACCGUCUCAUAAUUGGUGGAGAUCCAGGCAGAGUUAAUGAUUAUGUAGUUUUUCUGCUCACUAUCGUAGAAAAAACAUUGUCGUCUGACAGAAGGAGUUGCCAGUUGUUCUUCAAAACAAUUCAUGACUACCUUCAACUUCAAUGGCUGGCUUAUGACCUCGAUACUUUCGAAAUGAUUGUUGCAUUGAUAGCUGGUUCUAUAGCUAUGGGAACAUUUGAUAGAGAUCUGAAUGAAGUUGUCCUAGCAGUGCUGUUCAAUGCCAUCCACUCUCGCAAACUCUAUAACCAAACAGUCAUUCUCAUCACUUACUUUUAUUUCACACAAACCUUCCGACGAGUAAGUGUUGAAAAAGGAAAAAGUUAUAUGAAAUUCUUUGCAGAGGGAGUUCGCUUGAUUAUGAGACUUCCUUUGAAUUUACAGCAGACGAAAUGGAUAAUACAGAAAGUAGUUGCCAUCCUUGAUCAGGAGAAUAUCACAGAUGGAGAAAAUGUAUGGAGCGUUAUGUGUCAUCUCUUCAAAAUGGGUGAUGGAUCGUGUAUAGCCAUUGUUCCUAGUAAUCUCGAAUCACAUUUCAAAAAAGUGUUAAAGCCUUCAGUAGUACGGAACACUGCUCGAAUAUUUCUUCUUUUUCGACAAAAAGAAAAUAUCGUAUUUGGAGCAGAUACAAAAAUGCCCCUUGAUCCAGUUUUUUCUUUAUCAGACCUGCUCGUGGAACGAAUGCCUCGCACAUUUGCCAAUAAGACAUCAGCAGAAUUGUUCAAAUACAUUGUAAAGCGAGUAGAACAGAACCCGGCAAUUUCUUUCUUUAUUUUAGUGGCUGAAGCUACUAUAAAGGAAAAUGCUUCAGAGUACGAACUGAAGACUGAGAUCAAAGAAAUCGAGGAAACAUUUCUUCACGUUCAACCACAGCUCGUUCCUUUCAUAGCCGAAUGCUUGAGGCAGUACUAUCUCCUUGGCGUUAGUAAGACUAAGAACAAGAAUAUAAAGGUUUUCAUUCUGAAAAUUCUCGAAUGCCUUAGAAAUUGCCAACUGAACGUCGAGGACACUCUCAAAAUAAUGGCAAGUAUUCUGAACCUUCCUAAGCUGUUAGUUCUGGUAUUCCAAAGGGCUUCAAACGAUUCCAAAGCAGUAAAAGACAUGUCGAGAGUAUUGAACGUCGUAACCGAAGUGGAUCCAUUAAUUUUAAAUGGCCAAAUUUUGUUGACUCAGCUAAUUCAACAUGACCUUUUUAUGGUUUUGACAAAAACAUCUCUUGAAGUGUCAGAUGUCUGCACUGUUUUGGAAUUUUACCGACAUUUGAAGCCGGAAGAUUUGCCAAAUGUUUUGACAUUAUCAGGAAAAUUUGACGCCAAACAAAGCAAUAGCAAUGCCUUAUGGUUAAACGAGUAUAGCAAGAACGCAGUCCUUACUCCAGGUAAUCUGGUUUAUUUGGUAUUAGUUCAGUUGAGAAGAAUACGAAUGCCCAAGUCAGAUGUUAGAGAAAAGGCAUUAGCAAUUUGCAGUCAACUUCUCAUCAACUACAGCCUGGAUCUCCAAGUUUCCUGUCACUGUUUACUGCAGACUACCUUCGAAGAGUACAUCGAAAGUUUCUUCUUCGUUAUCAAUCAAUUAUCCAGUCUUGCUGAGAUUGAACACUGGCUGACCUUCCUUCCUCACCACGCAGUGCAAAGCAAACACGUUAUCCUAGCGGCUUCUUCCUGGAAAACAAGUUCUGAAAGUCGUGAAGAAUUAGGCCACAUGAUUGAUAGUGCCAGCAAAGCAUUAUUGAAACUUCUAGUUCCCACUUCCUCUGGAAUGUUCACUCCUUUGUGUUAUGCAGGCUUAACAAGGGAAAUAGAAGGAAUGGCGCUUGUACUAUCGACAACUGAGAAUGAAGAAAUUGCCAACAGCCUUUUGAAUCUUAUUUUUACUAGCAGAGAUCUGACUGAAGCUUGCCUUGGUGUAGUACGUUCAUGGAGCAAGAAAGAAAGUUUAACUCUCAUAGAGAAAAUGAAACAAAAUUACGAACAACGAAAUAAAGAUUCGAAGAAAGAGCAGGUUGACAGCGAAAUAGCAAUUCCAUUGCAAAUCCUUCCAUUUGCUGCCAAAGCCUUUCCGAAUUCAACCUUUAGAGUCGUCAAAAUUUUCACAACAUUAACUGAAAUGGGCGGUGGUCCUGAGGAUCCUCUAAGCUUAGGACGAAUUCCAGUUUGGUACAAACAAAUGACAGACGCUGGGUACCCCCCACAAGUCAUACAGUCAUGGUGCACGAGUCUUGUUCACUCACAGAAUCUCUGUUCCAGUGAGGUCGAUGCCAUUACAAAUCUGACGCCAGAUACGAUAAAGGUUCUUAACAAGGAUUUGGAUGAAGUUGGCAGAUGCUUGUUUUCAACAGAAGCACCAAAGUCUUGGAAAUCAGAGUGCGAAACCAAAGAAGAACAUCGGUCAAACGUAGAAUCGUUUAAGCGUUGCUUACUCCUCGCAAGACUUCUGAACGAAAUGGCUAGUAUUGCUGGGUGUCUCAAGGAAAACUCAAAAGCUGUCGAAAUGGUCAAAGAGAGCACCACAGCUUUGUGUUUAGGCUUCUUGGAUAACCAGCGUUCGUCAGGCAACUUGUAUAAAGUUCGGUAUUGUCUUUGGAAGGAAUUGUUUGUCCUUCUGUUUGGCGAAGACAACGGAGCCGAGGAAGAACAACCCGAGAUGCAAGAAAUUAUGGCUCGCGAACCUCUUGCCAGGAGUCUCAUAAUUCUUUUUCGUCGUUUAGCUAGAUCCUUCACUGCUAGACCCACUCUUCUUGGUAUUGUAAGAGGUAUUAUUCGUACCAUUCAGAAACGUGUCAUCAUCCACGAGACUAUACUAAGCCUUGAGUCGAACCAAGACGCCAUACAUACACUGCAAGCUGCUGGGUACAAUCAAUGUAUAUCACCCAGGGAAGAUUUGUGGUAUUCGUCAUCAAUCCAAAUGUCGGCUUACGUAGCCUUGAUCGCUUCAGAUGAAUCGCUUCAACUGGAACGUUCACUGAGGCAAUUGUGGAUUGAAUGGAUGGAUGUCUUGUUGGAAAAUAAGAUCUCCGAGAUCACACUUGACGAGGAAAAGGUCAAAACGACUGAACUAUUCAAGCCUUCAGAUUCAUUGGAGACCAUAGAAUUGCAUCUUUUAUCUGUGAAACAAGCCACUAAAUCCUUACCACAUGACAACUGGAGUAGCUUCAGACGAAGGCAGUUAUUACGGAAUGAAAGACGAAUGCGAAAUAGCAUCAAGGAACAAGAAAAGCAGGUCAAGGAAAUGACUGGAAGCAAAUUGACAAAGAUGGUGAUAGUUUGGGAGAAUCAGCUUCUUGAGUCGGUCAAGACUUGCUCAGAGAAAAUACCAGGUUGCUAUGCACAAGAUGGGUUUCAUUCCGAGAAGCCCGUCAUUUGUGGUAUUGCUGUGGAUAACAGAAUCCUAACUCUGUACAAAGAAGGCCACGGUGAUACCCGUACUGAAGUAGAAAACGUUGAAGUAAAGCUCUAUCCAGCUGGAAUGGUGGUGUUUGGUGCGUACCGCAGCAUUCAUCCGUACGACACAGAGCAGAUGUGGGCAGCGUUUUACAAGAUGCUUCUGGACAAACGCUUGGUGCCCAAGAUAUUCAUAACUAAUGUCAGCCCUGCAUUUGAUUGGAUAAAACAGUUUGUUGCACCAGAAUCAACUCAACUUCGAAAUGCUACAUUUCAAAGCUGUUGUAACCUAAUCCCCUCACCGGAGGACAGCUUUGAUUAUAAUCCCGAGAUACUUUUCCAUUUACGUUGCACGACGCUAGAAAACUCUCACAGGAAAGAACUAAUCAUCCUGACACCAGAUAAAACGCAACAACUAAAAUUUGCUGACCUUAAGCCACCAAACAAAAACAAAUUGAUACGUGACGAGAUCCACAAAGUUGUGCUUCAUCUACAAGAUGAUGGUGGACUUAAAGAGAUGCAUCCAAAGUCACAUGACAAGAUUCUUGACAGAUUGAAGUUUGCCAUCAGACAAGCGGUGGAGAUUGCAGUCGAUGGAGGUAAACCAACACAGGAAUCAAUAUCAGAAAGCAUCGACAUGAAAAGGCUUCUGCAUCGUUGUGAGGAUGGCCAUCAGUACAGCAAGGAUGAUUACUCUUCUGUUAUCUUGGACGCUGUAAACACAGUUACGGAGGAUUUGCAAGGCACCAACACGUCUUACGAUGGAUGUCAACAUGUUGUGUUUUUACAGCAAAUGCAAUAACGAAGAGCAAAGACAUUCGGUAUCUAGAACGAAACGGCUGAUAAGAAUGCUCUCUGUACUGAGGAAAAAAGACUAAGCAAAACCUAAAAUUACCAACGGAAGUUGUUGUUGUUUUUAACACAAAAAAAGAAACUAUGCUGAGAAACCUGACAAUUUUUAGCCAAAGACGCAUGAAUUGGUUGGAAAAUAGUAGUAAUAUAAAACAUCAACCAUUAAAUAUAUAUUCGCCGACUCACCCCUCCCCCCAUAAUAAUUUGUAAUACCCGUAGAUUUCCGAGAAAUAGAGGUUUUGCACCAUCACAUGUCGGCGCCUGUGGUUAGAUGGCAGAACAAUAAAAUCACGUCAAACGAUUGUAUUUUUCCUGCCAUCUAACAUGGCUGCCGUCACGCGAUGGUGUAAAACGUUUAUAGUAUAGCUAGAAUCCCGUGUUCUGAUUGGUUCUGUUCAGUCAAGCUAGACUUGCUUAUUCAGCACUUAUGUCAUCUUAGUCUUCAGACUUUUUCGAGGAUUGGAGUAAACCAAGGUAAGAAUGUAUACGUCUAGAAUUAUGUUAUUCGUGUAGCUCAAGUGAAAAUUCACGGACCUUAUAUGAUGAGAAUCAAAAGCAAGCACUGAAUUUCUAAUUCAGUUAGUUGAAAUGUAUUACGAUUAUUCCUUCGCAAAUCGAUCCAAAUCGAUGUUCGUUUUGCGAUUUUUCAACCGCCUUCUACAUAUUUACACACUUCCCAAAAGCGUUUAUACGAACAGAAAAAAAUAGUCUAGACAAAUCUUAGGUUUCUUUUAGGUAAUGUAAAACAUAACCAUAGCCAUAAAUACGACAAACUUGCGUAAUAUGGAUAUUAUGUAGCCAGAAUAAGAAGACCUAGAAACUGCAAAUUAUACUAUAUUAGGAUUGUCUUUACUUUAUUUUACCUGAUACAAAUACUAGCUAGAACUUAAUGAAUGUAGGUCCAUUAUAGAAGUAAGAAGUAUAUAAUACUAUGAUUUAUUUUACAUGUAAUAUCUUUUUGGUUUUUGGACAUACGAUUAUUACCGGUAAAUGAUACAAAGCGCGGUAGCUUUCGCUUUUGUUCUUCGGGGAAUUUUCCCUACUUAGUCACGCAACUUGAGUUUGUUUCAGUCUUUUAUAUAUCAUAAAUAUAUAAGGAGCAUACGA